AUGGUUUCUGUCAGUGAUGCCAAUGCGAGCCAGCACGUGUGCACGGGGAAGGAGUUACCGCACGUGGAGGGAUUGCAGAUCCGCACCCUCGACGACCCACGCGUGGUGGAGCGCAUCCGCGUCCUAGACGAGUACUGCCUCGCGGUGAAGUACAUGGACCACUAUUACGAUACGUACGUGAAGCCGUGUGCCCACCAAUUCAACCAAGUUGCCUUCUACUAUGAUAUGCUCAUCGGUAGCUGCACGUGCCGCCUGGAGCGCACUGACAACGAGAACGAGUUUCGGUUGUACAUCAUGACCAUUGCGGUGCUUGCGCCGUACCGCCGCCUUGGGGUUGGGAGUCACCUGCUGGACCGUAUUCUGAAGAAUGUGGAGGAGGCGAAGGUAUGCAUCCGCGAGGUGGCCCUCCACGUCCAGGUGGGCUCUCCGGCGUUGGAGUUUUACAAGCGCUUCGAUUUCGAGGUGAUGGAGAAGGUGGCAAACUACUAUGCGGAUCUUGACGAGUGCGACGCACUCCUCCUCCGCAAGGUUGUGCCGCAGCUGCGGUCCAAAAAGGGUGGUGCCAAAAAUGGCAAGAGGAAAUAA
Trypanosoma grayi is the source of this 585-nucleotide messenger RNA. Its product is annotated as acetyltransferase. The record is from RefSeq and is a predicted model, not a curated record. The coding region runs from base 1 to 585 and encodes 194 amino acids. Gene Ontology annotation, biological process: mitotic sister chromatid cohesion. Gene Ontology annotation, molecular function: acyltransferase activity, transferring groups other than amino-acyl groups. NCBI's taxonomy places the organism in Eukaryota, Euglenozoa, Kinetoplastea, Trypanosomatida, Trypanosomatidae. The transcript has a single exon. Gene Ontology annotation, cellular component: NatA complex.